Molecule: messenger RNA, 558 nt
Organism: Exophiala viscosa
Lineage: Eukaryota; Fungi; Ascomycota; Eurotiomycetes; Chaetothyriales; Herpotrichiellaceae
Product: Carboxylesterase
Exons: 2
Coding region: 1-558 (185 amino acids)
Molecular function (GO): serine hydrolase activity
Source: RefSeq, a predicted model, not a curated record
AUGUCUCACAGUGUCUGGAUCCCUUAUGCUCAAUCACCAACACAGAACCUUCAAUCUGCUCCUCCGGUUGCCUACAAUAGCACCGCCAUGUUCUACGUGACAAAGUUUAGUCAUGCUUGUCCAGUGGUGCAACAAACGCCGCUUCCAGCUGGCAGUGCGAGGAAAACGUCGAAUGUGAACUUGACCGCACCUGGACAAUACGUGGCCGCAGCAAACGGCGAAAUCGGCAUUACCGUUGGCGAAGACUGCUUGUCUGUCAAUGGCUGGACGAAGCCUCAGAACAGUUCAUCACUCAAACCCGUGAUGGUCUGGGUGUAUGGAGCUGCUUUCACAUCUGGCAACUCGAACAAUCCCCUGUACAAUGGUCAGUAUCUGGCCGAUCGAGAAGAUGUGGUCGUGGUCAACUUCAAGUAUUUUGGUAACAGUCAUGGGAUAAGGAGUGCCCCAGCUAAAUCCAAACGCAGCUAUCGGACCAAUAUAUUCGGAUUUCCUGGUAUACCAGCCGGAACCGAGAGUCAAAACGUCGGUCUCCUCCACCAGCGACUUGCUACCGAAUGA